AUGAAGCCGAUUUUCAUCGCUAGUCUCUUGUUGACUCUUUUCCCGGUCUCCUUUGGUGCUUUGUGGAACCUGGAAAAGAUUUGUGAGUGUGAACUCGGUUACAACGCUCUCGCUUACAACAAUUAUGGUUGUUGGUGUGGAUUGGGUGGAUCACAGAAACCAAUUGAUGGAGUUGAUCGAUGCUGUAUGAUGCACGACAAAUGCUAUGAUCGAGCUGUUGACAAAAAGCUCUGCAUCACCACUAGUUUCGAGUAUAUCGACGAUUUUCGAUGGCAAUGCACUAAUAAUACAGCGGCUUGCGAAGCCUCAACAAAUGCUUGUGCGGCAGCUUUAUGUGCAUGUGACAAAGCUGUUGUUGACUGUUGGAAACAAUACGAGAAGCCAAGGAGUAAACCGAAAUGCAAUGGUAUCCGCCGCCUCUUGCAACUCGUCGACUCGGCUCUUGAGCAUUUUGAACAU
Mesorhabditis belari is the source of this 459-nucleotide messenger RNA. Lineage: Eukaryota; Metazoa; Nematoda; Chromadorea; Rhabditida; Rhabditidae. The record is from the annotation of a GenBank genome assembly.